UCUGUGAUGCUCCUAUCACACAGUACACCCAGCAAGGGAAUGGGAGCCGUUGCAGGGGCGAUCACCAGCUGAUCGACCUCUUGUCAGCUGAGCGAUGGCCGCCUCGUCGCCUGACAGUGAUCUGGGUUCCAUUGAUUGUUUCCAGAAUUACACUGCCCCGGAGGUAUUUGUGCAGGGCCUAGCGGGGCAGAUCAACCAGCAGGAUGUAGAGGCCAUAAUAAGGGCACAGAAACAAAUGUUGCAGCGGUUUGAAAAGACAAAUGAGAUGCUCAGCAACUGCAACUCCCUGUCAGCCACUCGCUUUGCUCUUGCCCAGAAGGAAUUCAAGAAGCACACUGCUCUCCUUGUUGAUAUGAAAAAAGACUUAGAUAACAUUUUCAAGAGAAUCAGAACCAUAAAGACCAAGCUUUCCAAUCAAUACCCAGCAGCCUUUGCAGUUGCACAGGAGGAAUCAUACAAAGAGGAGGAAGAAGAAGAGAGGCCACCCACCAACCAGAACCACUCAUCCAUAUCACGGGAAGAUAGUGCCAAGCGCACCUCGGUGUCAGGCGAGAGUGGACACUCAAGCAAUAAGUCUGAGCGAGUGGAGGAAAUGGAACAGUCUAGUGAUGGAAGUCGCCCUGAUGCAGAGAGACGAAUGAAAAAAACUGCCAGUAGUUCAUCAGACAGUAGCAGCAGUGGUGCUAAACUGUCCAGUUCAUCCUCCUUUGACAACUGAGACUAGAUCUGAUGGAAAGGAGGCAAGGAAGAGUGACCCACCACUAUCAGGGGAUGAGAGAAAAGAUAUAUUAUCUAGUUUCUUACCUAGAAUGACAAGGUUAUUUCCCAGCUCCAUCAUACAUAAAUAGAACUAUAAAUAAAAAAAUAUUUUAGAAUGUAUUGUUGACUUGGUUCAAGAGUAUUAGGUACUUUCUUGACUUUUUUUUUUACUGAUUAGUGUCUUCAAAUAACUAUAAAGACAUAAAGACCAUGAUAAGAUUUUACAUCUGAUAAUGAUCAGUAUUAUUUAAAUGAUGAGAAGAAAUAGUACACAAUAGAAACUCAAAAUUGUGGAUGGUAUGAAUUUUUUGUCUUCAUGCUUCUUAAAAGUUUCUUGUUUUGCAUUACUAUAAUGAAUGACUUUCUUAUCAUUGUGUGCUUUUUAGUACUUACAGUUUACAGUUUUGCAGGUUAUCCUUAUAAACUGCAAAUUCUGAAUUUUCACACUAAAAGAUUGUAUGUGAAAACUAUUAUAAGUAAGGAGGCUAGGGAUGCCUUCACCUUACCUAAGCCUGUGGUUCUCAAACUCUUGGGCUGCAACUUCUGUAAUGACAUUAAUAGAAACUUGUAAGCCCAGCACUUUAUCCAUGUUGAUAUUGCUGCAUACUUCACAUUUAAGCUUAUUCACUCUGACAUGGGUGAGUUUGUGGGUAUUGAGGCUGCCCUUCUCUGCAAACUUUUUC
Scylla paramamosain (green mud crab) is the source of this 1442-nucleotide messenger RNA. Its product is annotated as kxDL motif-containing protein CG10681-like. The record is from RefSeq and is a predicted model, not a curated record. Gene Ontology annotation, cellular component: BORC complex. The transcript is spliced from 3 exons. The coding region runs from base 95 to 718 and encodes 207 amino acids. Gene Ontology annotation, biological process: lysosome localization. NCBI's taxonomy places the organism in Eukaryota, Metazoa, Arthropoda, Malacostraca, Decapoda, Portunidae.